AGUUGAUGGUGAACCCCAAAGUUUUCCCUCAGGUGAAGCUGGGCGACAUUGUGGAGAUUGCACAUAUUAAUGAUGAGUACAGCCCGCUGCUUCUUCAGGUGAAAUCUUUGAAAGAAGACUUGCAGAAAGAAACUAUUAGUGUGGACCAGACUGUGGCCCAGGUGUUUAAACUUCGGGCUUACCAGGAUGUCUAUGUCAAUAUUGUGGAUCCCAAGGAUGUGGCGCUUGACCUGGUGGAGCUUACCUUCAAGGACCAGUACAUUGGACGCAGUGACAUGUGGCGGUUAAAGAAAAACCUGGUUAACACCUGUGCCUAUGUCACUCAGAAGGUGGAAUUUGCUGGAAUAAGGGCAGUGAAGAGUCAACGCUUUGCAGUGGGGCUGGAGUCACAUGUAGGCCAGACCAGGUAAGGAUGGCUGUUUCCU
This is a messenger RNA of Chiloscyllium plagiosum (whitespotted bambooshark), 425 nucleotides long. The record is from RefSeq and is a predicted model, not a curated record. NCBI's taxonomy places the organism in Eukaryota, Metazoa, Chordata, Chondrichthyes, Orectolobiformes, Hemiscylliidae.